AUGUCUCCCAGCGAAGCCCCUACGAUAACCACCAGCCCUCAUGCCAUCGCUGUAUCCACCGCGGCGCUCCCACCUGCAGAGGCAAAUACCACGCAUGUGUCAUACACAGUGCAGGUAUUUUGUCUUUUCUCUCUCUCUCGAUCGGUCACGAUUCUCCGUCCUCCGGAUAGCGUCUCACCCGCUCUCGACCUCAUGCUCCAUGGAUAUAUUGCAAAGACCCCGACACGCCCGACGACCGCUGUGUCUAUCAAGACCAUUGAACUCCUGUACCGCAUCCGCCGGCGGAAGGCUUCGUUCAGCAUCGAGGCCUUUGCAAAGCUCGUAUGUGACUAUUACCGUAUUCCAUACCGCGCGUAUCUGCGAAAUCUCUUUGCUGAUACGUUCGAAGUGUAUGUGCGAGUCAUUCGGGAUGUCGAGCGUCGCAUCCAUGCACUUCUGGGAUGGGACACGCCUGACUGGCGGCCUUUAAAUGCGUGCCGUGCAUGCUGCUAUAAGGUGAAGGGAGAGCCACCAUUGCGGUUCAGCAGAAUUAUCUGCCUCGACGGCAACAACAGUCUGAAACGAGUUGCAACUACAACAGGACGGACUGCCGGCGAUACACGAUCCCUUGACGACGCUUCGUACUACCUGCCAAGAAAUUUUGUCGAUCAGUUCAGCCGAGAAGUACGGGGACACCAGACAAAGAAUCCACCGACUGCGCUUGCUCGGAAGCUUCUCGAGCAAUGUGUGAAGAAUUGGAAAGCCGCUGCGGGCGAAGAGAAGAAGCAGAUGUGGCGGAUGUUCGACGAGUCUGGAUUAUUCGCAUCAGCAUGCCGGCAUGGGUUCAUCCUCUGGAUUGUGGACAUGGUUCGAAGCGGAGAGCUUGCCAAGUAUCCCCUUGCCAUCAUGCGAAAGAUUCUUGAUGUGCUUGAUCCGGACUUCAUGGUUGCGUACGACAUCGGCUGCUCAUUCGAGACAACCACAAAGAAUAGUUCCCUUGGCAACGACUAUCAUGCAAAGCGCGGUAGCAUGUGUGUGCCAGCAUUCCACGGAUAUACCCACUCGCACAUCUGUCAACUCCAAUUCCAUCCGAACGUCAUCGAAGGCAUGGGCAUCGAAGACGCCGAGACGCUCGAGCGUGUUUUCGGAAGCUCAAACAUGCUUGCACCCGUCAUCCGCUACGCCUCCCCCUACCGCCGUACGCUCUUCAUCGAGGAAUAUUUCAAGCAAUGGGAUGAAGAGAAGUACCUCAACUCUGGAGCCUUCAUGCUUAACAACUAUACGCAGUCUCUUGAAAUUAUUGAGCAGGAGUCCGUGGCGCUGUCGCAAGCUGCUGCUGAACAUGGCGUAACUGAACAGUCAAUGCAACGCUGGACUCGGGAAGAGCGCGAGUUCUUUGCAACACUCGGCGAAGAAUCCGAGUACGAUGUAUGUGCCAUCGCUUAUGUUGAGCUCCUCCAGGAGCUGCGAGCUCUCGAGCCGAAGCUAUCUGCUGCGACGAGCCAGUUCAUUGCUUUUCAACCCUCGUCGAGUAGUUACUCGAAAGAAAUCAAGAUGACCACAAAGCUUGAAGUUGCACGCCGGCACGCCAUCGACCAACACAGCCGAAUCACGCUCGAGCUCGUGCAGCUUGAGGUCGCAAUGGGCCUCACGAAGCGAUGGACACCUCUCGAUGAGUCAUACAAGGAGACGCUGAAGUACAUGCGGGAGCGACACUAUCUCCGUGCCCUUGAGAAGCUGCAAAAGCUUGUCGUCCAGAGGCUGUUUGAGCUGGACAAGUUGAACAUUGCGGAAACGGGUAAGUGCUACAAAAUGCGGACACACCUUUCGAAAUCCCUUCAGGUCCGCUGCAAAACGAUCCGAAAAGCACUUGAGAAGUAUAACUCCGCCGCCGCCGCCAUGAAUCCACCUCGGCCGCCUCUCGAAUGGGAUCAGGUAUCUCAUUACUCAUUCCUUGAGGAGUUUACACUCCUCCAGGAUACACGAAACGACGUGCGUAACCGCGAGUGGGCCAAGCCAGUCAUCCGCGAAAGUAUCAAAGCGUACCGCCGGCUCAACCGCGCGAAGGUCGAGAUCAGCCGCUUGAACUGCGAGGUCGCGCGUGUACACACCGGAAUUCGGGACGAGACAGUUCUCUUCCAUGAUGCGCUUGCAAGUCUCACAGCCGACGACCCCCUCCACGGAGCCCUUCUUGAUUUCAUCGCGCAUCGUACCAGGGUCAAUGACCAUUUGCUGCGGCGUAUCGAGCAGAUUUACGUGCUUCCCGGCUUCACUGGACAACGCGGUCCAGGGGAGGCGGUGCACGACAUGAACCUGGACGCGCGGUUUGCAAGAUCUGUCCGCCUGACAUCACCAGCAGCUCCCAGUGUAGCGCAAGCAGCUGUCGGUCGCUCCGACGCCGGUGACACUGGCGAUGGUGAUGACUCCGGCUCCGAAGAUGGACUGGUGGAUGAUGAUACCGAGAAUCAGAUGGGCGCACUGAUACAGUAUAUUGCGGAGCUCGCUUUACUCUAA
Phanerochaete carnosa HHB-10118-sp is the source of this 2493-nucleotide messenger RNA. RefSeq lists its product as uncharacterized. The coding region runs from base 1 to 2493 and encodes 830 amino acids. The transcript is spliced from 6 exons. The record is from RefSeq and is a predicted model, not a curated record. Lineage: Eukaryota; Fungi; Basidiomycota; Agaricomycetes; Polyporales; Phanerochaetaceae.